Trametes versicolor FP-101664 SS1 is the source of this 2975-nucleotide messenger RNA. RefSeq lists its product as uncharacterized. The coding region runs from base 263 to 2548 and encodes 761 amino acids. The record is from RefSeq and is a predicted model, not a curated record. The transcript has 7 exons. NCBI's taxonomy places the organism in Eukaryota, Fungi, Basidiomycota, Agaricomycetes, Polyporales, Polyporaceae. Gene Ontology annotation, molecular function: mRNA binding; metal ion binding.
CAUCGACAGGCCCAGGGCUGCGAGCCAUCUUUGCAUCCAAACCCCGCGCGCGCACGACUCACGCAUCUCUCCGUCCGUCCUCGUCUCAUCUUGCCUAACAAGCAUCCUCGCCUCUUUUUUAUCCAUCAAGAACUAAGGACGUGGUAUCGGCAACUUAUUGCUAAUUCUUACGACCCCCUUCAUCGACGCGACGAACUUCUCUCCUCACGACCCUUACUCACCACUUGCUUCAAAAAACGCCCUACAACUCAGUCCAGUGUACAUGUUGCCCUCCACCAUGGCCACUAGACGCACUCCUACCUCUGCUUUAGGCAAGGGCGAUCUUUCCGACAGGAAUAUGGCGACUCCGCCCAAUGGCGCAGGUCACUGGCGUCUCGACUCAAACGGACAGCUCGUAGACUCAUCCGACUGGGAUUUGGCCGACGAGAUCGUCAAGCUGCAGAUCGGAGACGGGAACGAGAAUCAGGAAUCAUCUCCACUAGACACUGCGUCGCAGACGAGCCUCGACUCAACCUCAACUAAUUCCUUGAAUCAGAAUGCCAACCUUAACGCGUCGCAUUCGCGCGAAUCGUCAGCCGACACCACUGGUUCUCAGGGCUCCGCCCUGUCGUCUAACAGUCAGACCCUGCGCGCUCCGCCUGUCACACCACUCAAAGUAGGCGCCGUAGGCGAGUCGAGGAACCGCCCGCACUCCUACAGCGGCGGCUUGUCCAGCACCGAUCUCAUCCGGCUGCAACAAGCGGGUGGCAGCCCCGGCAACAACGACUCUUGGUCUUCGCCAAACGGCACGCCCGAACGCCAACAACAACAGGCUGAGCAGCUCACGUACCCUUCUCUCUUGGGCUCCCACAACGGUUCCGCAUCGCGCCUCUCAGAGCAGUCCCUUCAGCAGAACGGCAUGUCGCGCCCUCAGGAGGAGAUCCAGGUCGACUACCAAGCUCAGCAGCAGCGUCAGUACAACCACAGUGUCCAUGGUGCGCCGCCGCCGCCUUCAGGCGCUCCGACUGGGUUCGUUCACGGCCGACCGCCCAACGUCGCCACUAACCUGCCCUACCGCCAACCGCCACCCCGGGGGUUCAACCCUGCCAUCCCGCCGGUCGUCCCGACUCCCACGAACUUUGCUGGGUACCCUACGCCUGUGCACCACGGGGCGAUGCCUGUCGGCGGCCCGCAGCAAGACCUGUACAACAUGAUGAUGUCGACACCCCCGCUCGAGAACCCUACGAUGGCACGUCUUCAGCAGCAGUCUGGCGUCUUCCAGCGUACUCACCACCAUUCCGCCUCGGAUCCUGCCUCUCUUCGCGACCCUGCUACUCUGGCGCUGCUGAAUAACGCUUUUGCUGCCGGUCAGAUGUACGCGCCUGCGAUGGGCCCUCAGCCCGGCUUGUCGAUGUUUGGCAGCCAGUUCUACGGUGGUCCCGACGCAUACUCGUCUCCUGAGCUCGCUGCCCAGAUGAUGGCACAAUUAAACGCACAGUACACUGGUUCUUACGGCCCGCCUCUCGGCACGCCAGGCUUGCCUCUGACGAACACCGGAUCGUCGAUCGCGACCCACUCGACGGGGAACGGUCCGAGUGCGAACAACCGCAAGCUUGGGCUGUACAAGACAGAGUUGUGCAGAAGCUGGGAGGAGAAGGGAAGCUGUCGCUACGGGGCAAAGUGCCAGUUCGCGCAUGGCGAAGAUGAGUUGCGGAAGGUUCAGAGGCACCCCAAGUACAAGACGGAAAUCUGCAGAACGUUCUGGGUAUCGGGGUCCUGUCCGUAUGGCAAGCGUUGCUGCUUCAUCCACACGGAACUUCCUGCGAAUGGUGCUGCUCCCGGAGCUGACGGCACCCCGCCGCCGGCUCACGUUGACGGGCGUGCGCGGUCAUCGAGCACCAACAGCGACCCGAACGACGUGUCGUCCAGUUCGAUUCUUGCACGUAUCUCUGCGAAACGUACUCAGGAGAACAACAUGAACUCUGGGUCGGGCAGCUUGAGCACGACGCCGCCAUCUGCUGGCUUCCAGGUUAACGGACGGCCCGAUUCGCUGCGCAUCAACACGACCGUAACGGAGAGCACGACGAUCUCCAAACAAAAUAAGUCGGCGUACCCGACGUUCGCUCACAACGGCGUCUUGAUGCCUGCUGCAGAGGAGCCGACUGCGAGGUCUCCUGGUCCGGUGACUGCUGGGCCUGACUUCGGCAGACACGCGAGUUCUAGAUUGGACAUCGUGGGCUCGCAGCGUGGCGGCCCGAAAACGGCGGUGAACCCCAACGUGCGCCACUCGUUCAAUGGCAGCGAGAUCCCACUGGACCUCAGCAGCGUCGUGACCCCGACCGCGUCGAACCCCAACACGCAGCAGCUCAACGCGUCGCCCGAGGCGCCGAAGGUGUCCCGAAUCCACGGCCAUGUGCGCUCCGGCAGCGCGGGCAACUGGGGGAGCGCGACGCGCAACAACCACCUCACGGCUUACCCGCUCUCUUCGAUCCCUGGCGGCGAGCUCAAGAACACCUCUCCCUGGGCGGACUACAAUGGGUCCCGCCUGGCCGAGAAAAACUGGGCUUGAGCAAGCUCAGGGUGUAAAGUCUGGAUGCGUCAGCGGCAUCGUGUCCCGAGGAUGCGGCUCUGGGGCGCUCCGAGCGGGCGUGGCCUUCUUUGGGCGCGCCCGUACGCUGGUCGGGUUCGGUGAACGCUCACCCCUAGACGUGACCCCCGCUGGACACGCACGCUACUACCACCCUUCCCCUCAUUACUCACGUCUUUGCUUAUGUUUUCUGUAGUUUUUGUUCUGCCCUUCCCGCUCCCAGUCCCGUGUCGCGCAGCUUUUCUGUCCGCUCAUCUCGUCGAAGCAAGUCUGACUUAUUCUCUUGACAAUCCGGAUAGCCCACCCACAUCUCUCUGUCUCCCCUCUCUCGCCCCGCUCCCCACAUCCCACCAUCAUCGUCGACGACUGCACAUGUUAUCUUAUGACAUUAAUACAUCAUGCUUACGCC